AUGAUAUGGUGGGAUCAACUCACAACGAGUCGAAGAAGGAACGGGGAGCGGCCAAUCUCAUCUUGGGCCGAAAUGAAAGCCGUAAUGCGUAGGAGAUUUAUACCUUCUUACUAUUGUCGUGAACUUUAUCAAAAGUUGAAGAAUCUUACGCAAGGAAAUCUAAGUGUGGAGGACUACUUCAAAGAAAUGGAGAUUGCCAUGAUACGUGCGAACGUGGAAGAAGAUCGCGAAGCAACCAUGGCUCGAUUCUUAGCUGGACUUAAUCGUGACAUAGCCAAUAUGGUGGAGCUUCAACACUACGUUGAUAUUGUUGAUAUGGUGCAUGUUGCUAUCAAAGUUGAAAAGCAAUUGAAAAGAAAAAGUUCUUGCCGAACCUUUCCUAGCACCAACAAUCCUCAAAGGUGGAACCAAGGCACGGGUAAGAAAGACUUAUCUAAUCGUACUAAGGAUCAAUCUUUGUCUUCUAAGAUGAACAAACCCGUUGGCGAAACUAGCAAGGGCAAAGAAGUUGCCAUUCCGAAUCGAUCGAGAGAAAUAAAGUGCUUCAAGUGCUUAGGGAGGGGCCACAUUGCGAGUCAAUGCCCUAACCGAACCAACAUGAUUGUACGGGCUAAUGGAGAAAUUGAAUCGGAAGAAGAAGAUGACGAAGAACCCGAUGAAAUGGUCGAAAAGGAAGAAGAGGAUGAACUUGAAUACGCCGUUGAUGGCGAAAUUCUCGUUAUUAAACGAAGCCUUAGUCUUCAAAGUGUUGAAAAUGAACAACAAAGGGAGAACAUUUUUCAUACACGUUGCCAUGUGCAAGGCAAGGUGUGUAGCUUGAUCGUGGAUGGCGGAAGUUGUACAAAUGUGGCCAGCACUUUAAUGGUUGAAAAACUCAGCUUGCCAACAACUAAGCACCCUCAACCUUACAAACUUCAAUGGCUUAACGAUGGGGGGGAGUUGAAGGUAACUAAGCAAGUUUUGGUGCCGUUCACUAUCGGAAAAUAUUCCGACGAAGUCCUAUGCGAUGUAGUACCCAUGCACGCUGGUCAUAUGUUAUUGGGUCGUCCAUGGCAAUUUGAUCGCAAAGUCAUUCAUGAUGGUUUCACAAACCGCUACACCUUCAAAUGCGAUGGGAAAAAUGUAAAUUUGGUUCCCAUGACGCCGAGGCAAGUUUAUGAAGAUCAAUUAAAACUAAGGGAGAGUGUAGAGAAAUUUCGGGAAUAUGAUUCGUGGUCACUUUCGGAAGGACUGGAGGUUGAUCAAGAAAAGGUGAAAGCUAUUCGAGAGUGGCCUAGACCCACGAGCAUUAGCCAAGUGAGGAGCUUCCACGGAUUGGCAAGCUUCUAUCGACGAUUUGUUCCAAAUUUUAGCACCUUGGCAGCACCUUUAACUAGUGUGAUCAAGAAGUCUUCUGCCUUCUAUUGGAAUGAGGAACAAGAAAAAUCUUUUAUUGCUAUUAAAUCGUGUUUAACUAAUGCUCCAUUACUUGUGUUGCCUGACUUUGCUAAAAUGUUUGAAGUUGAAUGUGAUGCAUCAGGUGUCAGGAUUGGAGCUGUUUUAACACAAGAUGGAAGGCCCGUGGCAUACUUUAGUGAGAAGUUAAAUGGAGCCGUUCUCAACUAUCCGACGUACGACAAGGAGAUGUAUGCUCUAAUUCGAGCUCUCGAGACAUGGUAG
Messenger RNA from Gossypium raimondii (Peruvian cotton), 1659 nucleotides. RefSeq lists its product as uncharacterized. The coding region runs from base 1 to 1659 and encodes 552 amino acids. The transcript has 2 exons. The record is from RefSeq and is a predicted model, not a curated record. NCBI's taxonomy places the organism in Eukaryota, Viridiplantae, Streptophyta, Magnoliopsida, Malvales, Malvaceae. Gene Ontology annotation, molecular function: zinc ion binding; nucleic acid binding.